AUGAGCUCCUGCACAGCGACCAUCGCACUUUUCCUACUACUUUUCACUUUCACCUCAUACUGUAGCUGCUUCUACAUUUUUGCCUCUGCGUUUUCCAUUUCCCUAUUUUUCGCCAUGUCAGCCAGCAGACAGCGUCUUCCACAGGCACGGCAGCCCGUGCUCCCCGCCAAGACUACACCCGAACAAAAGUACUGGCGCGGGUUUGUCAAUCCUCAGCUCAUCAAGGAAAACUACCCAAUCACACACAUUCACUUCAACCCGGUGGCCCCACAUGACUUUGCCGUCACAUCCUCCACAAGAAUCCAAGUAUUUUCCUCCAAAACGCGCCAGGUGAUCCGUACUUUCUCGCGCUUCAAGGACACCGUAUACUCGGGAGAGUAUCGUUUCGACGGAAAGCUUCUAGCAGCCGCCGAUGCGCUGGGAUUGGUGUCUCUUUUUGAUGCAUACCAGCCGCGUAACUUAUUGGUCAGUGUCAACCCCCUGACGCAUCCGACCCAUGUGGCCCGUUUCCAUCCUACAAUUGGAAACCAGAUGGUUACUGGAUCUGACGACCGUGUCGUGCGCUUGUACGACAUUGCACACACAUCUUCAGGUCCGAUUGUCGAGUUUGGCGCAUCCCACCACGGCGAUUACGUGCGUAGCUGUGGCUUUGUGCCUGGAAACCCAAACUUGCUCACUACUGGAUGCUACGACGGCAUUGUGCGCGUGUUCGAUACGAGACAGAAGCAGUUGGUGGCCAGCUUCGAGCAAGGUAACCCAGUCGAAGAUGUUUUGGCGCUCUCUCCCACCACUUUGGUUAGUGCGGGUGGGCCACAAGUAAAAGUAUGGGACUUGUCUCGUGGCAGCCAACUCCAUGAGUUCCGCAACUUCACCAAAACUGCCACCACCUUGCAUUCCGCAGGAGAGCGUGGGUUGUUGGUGGGCCUGUUGGACGGCCACGUGAAGAUCUUUGAUCCUUCCAAUUGGGAUGUCAAAUUCGGCUGGAAAUUCGGAAGCGGUGGAGUACUUUGCUCCGCUGUUUCGCCUGACUUCAAGCACUUCGCUACAGGAUUGACAUCUGGUCUUCUUUCGAUCCGUACCCGCAAAACAGAACCAAAGACCGCUGCCGCAAAACCAACCCGUUCAAGCACAUAUGCACGUAUAGUUAAGGGCGCCGAAUAUCUCGGUGAGGAAGAGCACCAUGUGGUACAUACAAGUGCGCCGCUGACAAAGCGUUUAAAACAGUUUGAAAAGCACAUGAAUGCUUUCAGGUGGGCUGAGGCCUUGGACCUGGCCAUUUCUACUGGUUUGCCCCGCGAGCAGGUUGUUUCGCUUUUACAUGAGUUGAAGAAACGAGGUAAGACACGGAUCUGUUUAUAUGGCCGUGAUGAAAUAUCACUCAUGCCUGUGUUGCUGUGGUUCAGUAAAAACCUUGCAGACGUACGGUCAUUCAACAUCAUCUGUGACUUCCUUGCAGUGCUACUUGAAAUGUAUGGACACUUGGUGGAAAAGAGUGUUGCUCUCGAAGAAGCCUUCACUACAUUGUCUCGCAGAAUCGAAUCUGAGGUGAAGAAAUGCAGAGAGGCAAAUGAGAUCACAGGUAUGUUGGAGAUGUUGGCUGUCUGA
Clavispora lusitaniae ATCC 42720 is the source of this 1605-nucleotide messenger RNA. It is a transcript of the gene UTP15, whose product is annotated as snoRNA-binding rRNA-processing protein. Gene Ontology annotation, cellular component: nucleolus. Lineage: Eukaryota; Fungi; Ascomycota; Pichiomycetes; Serinales; Metschnikowiaceae. Gene Ontology annotation, molecular function: protein binding. The record is from RefSeq and is a predicted model, not a curated record. Gene Ontology annotation, biological process: rRNA processing; positive regulation of transcription by RNA polymerase I.